Molecule: messenger RNA, 1706 nt
Organism: Manis javanica (Malayan pangolin)
Lineage: Eukaryota; Metazoa; Chordata; Mammalia; Pholidota; Manidae
Gene: SIRT7
Product: sirtuin 7
Cellular component (GO): chromatin; nucleus
Molecular function (GO): NAD+ binding; histone H3K18 deacetylase activity, NAD-dependent
Source: RefSeq, a predicted model, not a curated record
CGCGCAUGCGCCGGCGUGUGGCGUGCGGGGACGCGGAAGCGGAAGCACGGGUCUCCCGGGAGCCAUGGCAGCCGGGGGUCCGAGCCGCUCCGAGCGCAAGGCGGCGGAGCGGGUCCGGAGGCUGCGGGAGGAGCAGCAGCGGGAGCGCCUCCGCCAGGUGUCGCGCAUCCUGAGGAAAGCGGCGGCAGAGCGCAGCGCCGAGGAGGGCCGGCUGCUGGCCGAGAGCGAGGACCUAGUGACCGAACUGCAGGGCCGGAGCAGGCGGCGCGAGGGCCUGAAGCGGCGGCAGGAGGAGGUGUGCGACGCCCCGGAGGAGCUGCGGAGGAAGGUCCGGGAGUUGGCCGGCGCCGUCCGGAACGCCAAGCACCUGGUCGUCUACACAGGCGCGGGGAUCAGCACGGCAGCCUCUAUCCCAGAUUACCGGGGCCCUAAUGGAGUGUGGACGCUGCUUCAGAAAGGGAGGAGCAUCAGUGCCUCUGACCUGAGUGACGCCGAGCCGACCCUCACCCACAUGAGCAUUGCCCGCUUACAUGAGCAAAAACUGGUGCGGCACGUGGUUUCUCAGAACUGCGAUGGGCUCCACCUGCGGAGCGGGCUGCCUCGAACGGCCAUCUCGGAGCUCCACGGGAACAUGUACAUUGAAGUCUGCACAGCCUGCAAUCCUAACAGGGAGUAUGUGCGGGUGUUCGACGUGACAGAGCGCACCGCCCUGCACCGACACCAGACAGGCCGGGCCUGCCACAAGUGUGGGGCUCAGCUCCGGGACACCAUUGUGCACUUUGGGGAGAGAGGAACACUGGGGCAACCUCUAAACUGGGAGGCGGCCACCCAAGCUGCCAGCAAAGCAGACACGAUCCUGUGUUUGGGCUCCAGCUUAAAGGUUCUAAAGAAGUAUCCACACCUCUGGUGUAUGACCAAGCCCCCCAGCAGGCGGCCCAAGCUCUACAUUGUGAAUUUGCAGUGGACCCCAAAGGAUGACUGGGCUGCCCUGAAGCUCCAUGGGAAGUGUGAUGAUGUCAUGCAGCUCCUUAUGGAUGAGCUGGGCCUGGAGAUCCCCCCCUACAGCAGGUGGCACGACCCCAUCUUCUCCCUGGCAGUUCCCCUGCGUGCAGGCGAAGAAGGCAGCCACAGCCGAAAGUCACUGUGCAGAAGCCCAGAGGAGCCACCGCCUGGGAUUGGGGGCGCACCGCUUAGCUCAUCCCCCGUCCUCGGUGGCUGGUUCGGCAGGGGCUGCACCAAACGCGUGAAAAGGAAGAAAGUGACGUAACCUGGUUGGUGACCUAGAACAACAGUUGGCACUUUGCAGCUGGCUCAAUUCAGGGGCGAGGGACUCCUGGAAGGCCAGGGCUGCCCAUUUUCACCAUGACCCGUUUAGCCAUUUGCCCCUGUGGGAAGUCCCCUUGCACUGCUGUGGUUGCCCCGGCGUGGGCCUGACCAUGGAGCCGAUCGUCCAGCCUUUCCGCAGACAUGCCUCUGCGAGAACAGAACUCGGGUUAUUUCACACCUGGCCGGCCACGAGGAAGCGCACGGCUGCCUUACCUCGUUCACCAGGCUAGUUCUCAGGGGUCUUAACCCUAUUUCUACUACUUACUAAAAAUGUUAACUUUAUAGGAACCUUUUUCUGUAUUGGUUUUGCGGCAAAGGGGUGGUUUUGAGCCUUGGCUCUCAGCGUACCGUUUGUUGUUAUUAAAUAUCUCUGCACUGUU